Messenger RNA from Pezoporus occidentalis (night parrot), 1175 nucleotides. RefSeq names its product endonuclease V (gene ENDOV). Gene Ontology annotation, cellular component: nucleolus; cytoplasm. Bases 30 to 854 code for a protein of 274 amino acids. The transcript is spliced from 9 exons. NCBI's taxonomy places the organism in Eukaryota, Metazoa, Chordata, Aves, Psittaciformes, Psittacidae. The record is from RefSeq and is a predicted model, not a curated record. Gene Ontology annotation, biological process: DNA repair. Gene Ontology annotation, molecular function: single-stranded RNA binding; RNA endonuclease activity producing 5'-phosphomonoesters, hydrolytic mechanism.
GGCGGUGACGCGGGCUUCCGGUGUGCGCCAUGGCGGCGGCGCCACCGCCCGCUGCGCUCCGCCGUUGGGAACGGGAGCAGGCCCGGUUAAGAGCCAGCGUGGUCGAGGAGGACACGGAGCAGUGGCAGAAAGAGUCCAGCUUCCCGGGGCUGGAGCGGGUGGGAGGCGUGGACUUGUCUUACAUCAAAGGAGAUGAGAGCAGCGCCUGCGCUUCCCUGGUCGUGCUCAGCUACCCGGCUCUUGAGGUGCUGUAUGAGGAUUGCCGGAUGGUGGCUGUGAGUGCCCCGUACGUGGCAGGAUUCUUGGCCUUCCGGGAGGUCCCUUUCCUGGUGGAAGCUGUUCAGAGGCUUCAGCAGGAGGAGCCCAAGCUCAAGCCUCAGGUACUUCUUGUAGAUGGGAAUGGCCUGCUCCAUCCCAGAGGGUUUGGUGUGGCUUGUCACCUCGGAGUCCUGACAGAUCUACCAUGCAUUGGAGUGGCCAAGAACCUCCUGCAGGUGGAUGGCUUAGCCAAGGAUGAGCUGCACAGAGAGCAGAUCCGUUCCCUGCAGAGGGAAGGAGAUACAUUCCCGCUGACAGGCGCUUCGGGGAGGCUGCUGGGCAUGGUCCUGCGUAGCUGCAGCAACAGCUCUAGGCCGCUUUACGUCUCGGUGGGGCACAGGGUGUGCCUGGGGACAGCUGUGCGCCUGGUCCAGUCCUGCUGCCGGUACCGCAUCCCGGAGCCCAUCCGCCAGGCUGACAUUAGAUCGAGGGAGUACAUUCGGAAGCAGCUGUGUUCACCGCUGGAGGUCGUGUCUUCUGGGGCGCUGAGGUGGGUGUGUGGGCAGCUGCCUCCCCAAAGGGAUCUGCUCAUGUAAUGAUCUUCAGUAAUGGCAUUAAAGGGACAGGCUGGGUAACAAGAAAAAAGGAGGCUGGGCUGGAUGAUUAGGAUGAUGCCAGAAGAAAAUGCAGGACUGCUCUUCACUGGAUCCUCUCCUCCACCAAGACUGUGGGUCUGUCAAAUGCCAUCCCAGGGGAGAGCAGUGCAAGGCCAUGUCAGUCAGGACAUGGUGCAUGGUUCAAUGGGGCAGGCACCAGCUUCUGUUGAAGGAUAAUGUUUAGAAUAUAUUUCUCAGGGUUUAUUUUUAAGCAUUGUAAAAAUAUUUGUGUAAGUAAAUACCCUUGUAAGUUUGCAACAA